This is a messenger RNA of Anas platyrhynchos (mallard), 2869 nucleotides long. It is a transcript of the gene HSPB3, whose product is annotated as heat shock protein family B (small) member 3. Gene Ontology annotation, cellular component: cytoplasm; nuclear speck. The record is from RefSeq and is a predicted model, not a curated record. Lineage: Eukaryota; Metazoa; Chordata; Aves; Anseriformes; Anatidae.
UGAAACGAGCCUCACCAAGCAUGGCAUGUCCGAUUAAGCGUUAAGCUCUCCCUGCUAAAAGUGAGGCUACAUCAAGUGAUCAACGAGCCUGAGGGUAACGCACACGCCUGGCAAGAGCUCGGUCUGACUCCGUAGCUUCCCCCAGGCAACACGAACACAGCAACUUAUCUUUCUGCCUCAGCAAUGGCAGAAGCUGUUAUAAGACACUGGGUGGAAACUCCUGUACGCUAUCAAGAGCAGUUUGCUGCCCAGGACCUGGAAGCACACAAGCUGGAUCACUCUCUGUAUGCUUUGCCAGGCCCUUCUACAGCAGCACUGAGCAACAGGAGGCGAAACGUGGAAGGUACAGCCGGGGCCGAGGCCAGCGGCCAGGAGCAGGGAAACACAGGCUUUCAGGUCUUGCUGGAUGUUGUGCAGUUCCGCCCUGAAGAUAUCAUCAUUCAGACUUUUGAAGGCUGGCUUCUGAUCAAAGCUCAGCAUGGGCCCAGGAUGGAUGAACAUGGUUUUAUAUCGCGAAGCUUUACCAGACAGUACAAAUUGCCUGACGGAGUGGAGAACAAGGAUUUGUCUGCGCUCUUCUGCCAUGAUGGCAUUUUGGUUGUUGAAAUGAAGAACUCGGUGGGGAUGAAUUAGAACCUUGUCCAUAGUUUAUUGUGCUUUCAGCUGACCCUGACACUGGUGAGAAGCCCUGUCCUGCUGAUGAACCAUGUCACUCCCCAUCCCUGCAAGCUAAUACAGAAGCAGCAGCAUGCAGAGCUCUGUGCACAAAGAAGAGACAGAAAAUUGUAGCACCACAGUGGGCCUGGGCACACAAGGAUGUCCACCAGAGGAGGACUCCAGCAAGGAUGGGGAGCAGGAAAAACUCUCCAACUGAUUUGGAAUAUAUACUUACAUAUUUUCGUGUUUUGAGGUAUAGUACUUAAUCUCUUCUGAGAAAGAAUUUACUUUUGCAUAAGAUGGGCAUCUUUAAAGGGCUAAGAAAGGCAUUUCAAGAUUACUUUAACUGACAAAUUUAGGUUAUUAAAAGAAAAGGAAUGAGAGAAUAAGUCACAUACAAUCUUCAGCUACAUUUCCUUCCAAUUGCACAUCCCAUUAAUUUUCCCACUCAGUUCUACACUCCCAUCAGGUAAGGAUGGAUACCACCAGACCACCAGAGAAUCUCCAAAGUUCACAAACUCCUAGCAUAGCUGGGUGGCAUAAGGGUUAGAGUGUGAGUGCCCUAUCUGAAAUAGCCACUCCACAGUUCAAAUCCUCAUUGCCUCAAGCUGGUGUCCUGAUUCACAGUAAACUAGUCAACACGUGCAGCCAUCCCUCAGCUCUGCUUUGAUCCUGCAAGACUUACUGAUGCAGGUGCCACUCUGCAGCCUCCAGGGCCAUCUGGCAUCUAGCUGUCUCAUACCACCGUAUUGAUGCAGCGCGGAGCUCAGGUGGCUGUUUGUGCAGAUAAUUGAGAUGUCCAAACAGGGCUCCUGCAGACAGAGGAGCUUGGGAAACACAGCAUGGAAGCAGCCAGCUGGUGCCACGUGAGACCGGGUGGCACAGCACAAGGGUUCAGUGUAAGGGGUUCCCUGCUCUUAUGUGAUGCUUCCUGAACAGCAAGAUGGGAUCAGAAGAUGUUCACAGUGUCCACUGGCAACAAUUCCUUUAAAAUGUGUUCCAGUCCUCAUUUUCUGGGAGAUCUUGCUCUCCUCUUAGCCUGAAAGCUAGAGCUCAGUGCUCCAAAAAUGCUGCAGCAGUGCAGUGGUGCAAGCACUAAAAGCACGUGAAGCAUUUUUGUGUGGAGGAACUGAUUUUGAAUUCAGAUGCUGGAUUUAAAUACAUGUAAGUCCAAGUCUUAAAUAAAUGUGAUAGCAUUACAUCAGAGCUACAAUGAAAAAUUAAUGAAGUGAAAUGAUUUGCAGUGCAUGGUUUGACAAUGCUCUGUAUUACAAGAUUGCUAGAAACCCAUGAUCUACCUGCAGUGGUGAAAGCCGUAUGUAUUUUAAUAGUGCUUUAAAUAUGUAUUUUUUUGUAACUAUCAUAAUUAUCCAAGUCCUGAUGUCAUGAUCAAAAUACACCCUAAAAAUGCACCAUAAAGAUGGUCCUUGCCUUGAUACAUAUAUGAAGACUGAAGGCUUGAUACCAGAAAGAAACUGGUAAGGACUCAAUGCAGAUUAGGAGACUUUUGAAGCAAACAUAAGCAGAAAUGUGAAUUUUGAGCCUCAUUUUAUUGUGCUAUAUAUAUCAAUAUAUAUCUUGGACAUUUCUGCAAGGCAGUCAGCCCAAACAUAAAAGGUGUAUUUAUUUUUCUUAUUUUUCAGUGUAAUGUGGAACUGAAAUACCAAAAUUAACAAAGUUUAGCAAAUUAACAAUAUUUUGCAGGAAGUUGGCUAGAUGGCUCCCAUAUAAAAAGAGUGCAUUCCCAUUUUACACUUUAUCCACAAAUCCAUGGUGGUUUGGGUGAAUCUCUUAAGAUCUUAAGGAUCUCUCAAUAAAAUAUAUUAGCAGUAAAUAACUUAGCGCAGGGGGACGAAGUCAGACUUUCAAAAAAGUAGUAUAGAAAGUGGGAAGAAGUGAUCAAAGGGGCUGUAACUAUAUGCCCCAUUCCACCACCAUUCUGUGCCUGAAAUGCUCACUUCCGGGGUUUCCAACCUCAAAAACAGCAGAGGAGCCAAACUCAAAGGUUAAGGCAAGCUUAUUUUGCUGUGAUUUAAUCCUGCCCCUGCAAAAUCACUUUUCUGUGAUGUAAGGUGGGGGGAAACAGACAGAGAGAAAUGAGAAAUGAGCCCAAAGAGAGCCUUCUUCUUCUUUUUACUAGUUUCCACACUUUGUGACUGUUGCCGUGGCAGUGAUUAUGAUUUAUGUUAAUUAAAAUAAAAGGAAAAUCAGA